This is a messenger RNA of Microthlaspi erraticum, 642 nucleotides long. The record is from the annotation of a GenBank genome assembly. NCBI's taxonomy places the organism in Eukaryota, Viridiplantae, Streptophyta, Magnoliopsida, Brassicales, Brassicaceae.
AUGACCACUACCCCUGGCUUAGGGGAAUGGAAACCCUUUGGGAAUGGACUCGGUCGAGCUAGGCAAACUCGACCGAUUGGUCAAGGAGAUGCUCCAAACCGCCACCAACAGAGACAAGGGAUUGUUCCACCACCAGUGCAGAACCACAACUUUGAGAUCAAGCUGGGAAUGAUCAACCUUGUCCAGAACAAGAUGUUCCAUGGAUUGCCAAGUGAAGACCCCAUUGACCACCUUGAUGAGUUUGAUAGGCUUUGUGAUUUGACAAAGAUCAAUGGUGUCUCUGAAGAUGCCAUCAAGCUGAGACUCUUUCCUAUGUCUCUAGCUGACAAAGCUCACCAAUGGGAGAAGAGCUUGCCCCAUGGCACAAUCACCACUUGGGAUGAAUGCAAGAAGGCCUUUCUUGCUAAGUUUUUCUCCACCGGUCGCACAGCCAAGCUUAGAGGAGAGAUAUCCAGCUUCAUCCAGCGAAACAAUGAGACAUUCGCAGAGGCUUGGGAGAGGUUCAAAGGCUACACAAGUCAGUGCCCACACCAUGGAUUCAACAAUGAAUCACUACUCUCCACUCUUUAUAGAGGAUGCUUGCCUAGGUAUAGGGAGAUGCUAGACACAGCUAGCAAUGGGAACUUCCUCAACCAGAUGUAG